AAUUGCAAUUCGAGACUAAUAUCCAAACCCAGAUUGAUGAGACAGCUGUCCCAACUGGGAGGAGGGAUAGGAUUUGAAAAUUUUAGUUUUGGCGCACUUCAUCUUUCGAUGGCGAAGUCCGUAUCUAUCAACAAUCGUCAAAGAACAAGACAACAGCGUAGUUCCUCUCGUAUUGGAAUCGGUAAAGUUUCCAAAACCAAGUCUCAGACAAGGACCCAGCAACAAGUAAAAACAACUUCUCGAAACAGACCCCAACGGAGACAGCCAUCCCAAGUUGCCGAUGCUGGACGUAAGAGAAGAAAGGAACUGACAAAAGAGCAAAGCAGUAAGAAAACCUCCAACGUAAACAUCCAGAACUCCAUAAUCGAUGACAGCUCCUGUAUACUUGCUGCAGCUUUGGAUGGAGAACAACCAGUUGUGGAAAAAGAGGAACAAUGUACAGAACAUGUGGACCAAGCAGAUGCAGCAGAUGAUAUUCCAGAAUAUUUUAAAACAGAAUUUAACAAGAUCGAUUGCAACAAAGAGAACCAAGUUGUUAGAAUACCAGAAAACUUUCAAGCACAGGUUCUGUCUUUAGAAGAAGAGUUUGCAGAGGAAAGAAGAAAAUUGAGAGACAAGUAUAGUUCUCAGUUUGAAAGAUGGUUUGAAAUUCUCCAAGAGUUUAAUAUUUUGUGCUACGGAAACGGCUCGAAACGGAAUGUAUUGAAUGAGUUUGCGGAACACUGCAAACAAAGAUCAAGUACCGUGGUUGUUCAUGGAUACCACACACUUUUCUCUUUGAAAGAACUUCUUGUUAAGAUUGAAAAGGAGAUUCUCCAACUGCCAAUAGAGAUAUCUAAUAGGCGAACUCCAGCAGAACAAGUAAGGAGCAUUGAAAAGCACUUGGCCAAGGACUCUUUUCCUAGCUCUAUAUUUGUGAUAGUCCAUAGCAUAGAUGGUCCCAAAAUGCAGUCUUCGGAAAUCCAAGAAAUUUUAAGCCAUAUUGCAUGCAUCCCGAAGAUCAAUUUGGUUGCAUCCAUCGAUCAUUUCAAUGCUGCUAUGUUAUGGAAUCGAAAUGUAUAUCAACGCUUGAAUUGGUAUUGGGAACAAGUGGUAACAGAAGACUCAUACUUGUAUGAAAUUUCUGAUACAUCGUUUCUUACAAACGGCGAAGGAGAUGAAAGCCGAGUAAAAGCUGCUGUUUUGUUGUUUAGCACACUUACCAAAAACGCUCAUCAAAUUUUCCUGGAACUUGCUGCUUUGUUGGAAAAGUCGAAAGAAAGUAAGUUAUCUCAUACAAAAAGGAUGGCCAAGGCGAGAGGUGUUGAAACAGGAGUGGGUUUGCAUUCAUUUUAUGAGCACUGUCGUAAAAAGUUUCUUGUGAGCAAUCCAAAUAGUCUCAAGUCUAUUCUAAAGGAACUUAAGGACCAUGAACUUAUCAGUAUAACAAGUAGCUCUACAUCAGCGGAAACUAUUCAAAUUGAACUGAAGCCAAAACAAUUGGAGGCUGUUAUUUCUAUAUUGCAAGGAGAAGGGGCUAAGAAUCGAUAACGUUUUCUUCUUGUUGUUGUACAGUCAUAGCAGAUUUUUUUUGGAGUCAAGUGCUUUGAAUACAUACCUCUUUUGAGUAUAUGGAUGAUGGUUUUAAAAUAAGGUUUUCAUUUGAGUAAUAAGUAGAAAAUAAGCAAUUAU
Messenger RNA from Galdieria sulphuraria, 1671 nucleotides. RefSeq names its product origin recognition complex subunit 2. NCBI's taxonomy places the organism in Eukaryota, Rhodophyta, Bangiophyceae, Galdieriales, Galdieriaceae. Gene Ontology annotation, biological process: DNA replication. The record is from RefSeq and is a predicted model, not a curated record. Gene Ontology annotation, molecular function: DNA replication origin binding. Bases 37 to 1530 code for a protein of 497 amino acids. Gene Ontology annotation, cellular component: nucleus; nuclear origin of replication recognition complex. The transcript has a single exon.